AUGGCUUCCGUACUAAACUCUGUCUACUCAAUCCGCUUAUCGUCCAACCCGCUUCGAACUCCACAGCUUUCUGCCCCACCAAUUUCUCAUUCUUUCGGCAGACGGAGGCUCGUGGUGAAAUCUACAGAAACAGAUACAGACGAAGUAAGAGCAAAGGCACUAGACAAGGCCCCGGCUGAGAGUGGUUCAAGCAUUAAUCAGAUUCUUGGUAUCAAAGGAGCUAAACAAGAAACUGAUAAGUGGAAAAUCCGGGUUCAACUUACAAAGCCUGUUACAUGGCCGCCUCUUGUGUGGGGUGUGGUUUGUGGAGCUGCUGCAUCUGGGAACUUCCACUGGACGUUGGAAGAUGUAGCUAAAUCAAUUGUUUGUAUGCUUAUGUCUGGCCCUUUUCUAACUGGCUACACUCAGACAAUAAAUGAUUGGUAUGAUAGAGAGAUUGAUGCCAUUAAUGAGCCUUAUCGUCCUAUUCCUUCAGGCGCAAUCUCUGAGAAUGAGGUGAUUACACAAAUCUGGGUGCUGCUUCUUGGAGGUAUCGGGUUGGCUGGUUUAUUAGAUGUGUGGGCAGGGCAUAAUUUCCCAGUGAUAUUUUACCUCGCUCUCGGUGGAUCCUUUUUAUCGUAUAUUUACUCAGCUCCACCACUAAAGCUUAAACAGAAUGGAUGGAUUGGCAAUUUUGCCUUGGGAGCAAGCUAUAUUAGUUUGCCUUGGUGGGCUGGUCAAGCUCUGUUUGGGACCCUUACACCUGACAUUAUAGUUCUAACACUGCUGUAUAGCACUGCCGGGCUUGGUAUAGCAAUUGUAAAUGACUUCAAAAGCAUUGAAGGAGACAGGAAAAUGGGGCUACAGUCACUUCCAGUAGCUUUUGGCACUGAAACUGCUAAAUGGAUCUGUGUUGGUGCCAUCGACAUAACUCAGUUAUCUGUGGCAGGCUAUCUUCUAGCUUCUGGCAAAUCAUAUUAUGCUUUAGCGCUUCUAGGCUUAAUCGCCCCACAAGUCUUUUUCCAGUUCAAGUACUUUCUCAAAGACCCGGUUAAAAAUGAUGUCAAAUAUCAGGCCAGUGCUCAACCAUUUCUUAUACUUGGUCUAUUGCAUGGAAAAGAGUUAUGUAAAGGGAAUGGAACUCUUCAUUGUGCUCCUCUGGUACUGCUGGAGGCUCACCGCGGUUCAUUGCCUUUAGGGAGGGUGGAGUCCGUUUGCAGUAACGUCAUUGACGCCAUUCAUAAUCCUAGCAUCCAUGCCUUGAAGGUGGCCGUCAUAAGCAGCAUCAGAGGCUCAAGAUCAUCGUUCCUAGCUUUAUCAUUAUAUCUUAUUCGAUGUGAAGCAAAUGACAUCGCUCAUGUCGUUGCAAAACUUUCAGGAGUGUGUGUGGAUCGAUUGCCUUCUUGA
Molecule: messenger RNA, 1386 nt
Organism: Fraxinus pennsylvanica
Lineage: Eukaryota; Viridiplantae; Streptophyta; Magnoliopsida; Lamiales; Oleaceae
Source: the annotation of a GenBank genome assembly